Mangifera indica (mango) is the source of this 543-nucleotide messenger RNA. RefSeq names its product transcriptional regulator TAC1-like. The transcript has a single exon. Bases 1 to 543 code for a protein of 180 amino acids. The record is from RefSeq and is a predicted model, not a curated record. Lineage: Eukaryota; Viridiplantae; Streptophyta; Magnoliopsida; Sapindales; Anacardiaceae.
AUGGACACUCAUGAUCAGCCCAUCUCAGAAAAUCCAGAGAAGGUUACUUCAGAUGAGCAAGCUGCUGCUGAUGGUGCAAGUCCAGUUAGGUCUUAUGACUGCACCUUUUGCAAGAGAGGUUUCUCCAACGCCCAAGCACUAGGCGGCCACAUGAAUAUUCACCGCAAAGACAAAGCUAAGCUCAAGCAAACUUCCUCCUCAAAAAAUCAUUUAGAUGUCUCCAAGAUUAAUCAACCCACACAGCCACCAUCGAAGGACGUGGUGGCUACUACGACUCAAGAGAGAUGCAGUUCGAAACGGCCUGGGAUUCUUGGUGAAGAAAAUGAUGCCACGUCUAACACAGACAAAACCCAUGUUAGAGAAGUCCGACAGCUGCCUUUGUUUGCUGAAAAACCACUAAGUACCGGCCAAGUUCAUGAGAAUACUGCAAUUGUUUUGUCAUCAUCGAGCUCAUCGGGGUCGUCGGAGUUGGACCUUGAACUUAGGCUGGGACCUGAGCCUGAGGACUCUGCAUCAACAACGGCUACCAAAAAGUUCUUCUGA